Amphibalanus amphitrite is the source of this 3221-nucleotide messenger RNA. RefSeq names its product collagen alpha-1(XI) chain-like. The transcript has 2 exons. NCBI's taxonomy places the organism in Eukaryota, Metazoa, Arthropoda, Thecostraca, Balanomorpha, Balanidae. The coding region runs from base 121 to 2925 and encodes 934 amino acids. The record is from RefSeq and is a predicted model, not a curated record.
AGUCGGCCGCCGGCGCCGCCACCGACAGCAGCUCAGCCCAGUCGAGCCCAGCUCACCCGCCGGGUGCAGCCGUCACCAGCGCACCGUCCACCAGCCGGCAGAGCGCGGCCGAGCGCGGAGAUGAGGGUUUCUCUGAUGAUCAUCCUGUGCGUCGCUGCCGCCACGGCACAUCGACACAGAAGGAGUCUAAUCGGCGAGCUCGGGAGCACAGAGGGCGACGCUAAGCCGACGAUCGCGGGCGAUGAGGCAGACAGCAGUCAGGAAGACCUAAAAAAUGGUCACACAUACGGCACGCCAGAGGAUCCUGAGAGCACUGAGGAUGAAACUGGCGGUGACACCGGUCUACCGACGAAGGAAAACAGUGAGAAGCUGAAGUCUGUCGACAACCAGAACAAUGCCGACAAAUUGGAAUCUGCUGACGUGAAGGUCGAGGGCAAGGACCAAACGCCAAACGAGAUCGAAAAUAACGUAGAAUUAUCAGAGACUAACGUCAAGGCCGAGGAAAAAAUCGAUGAAGUCCCUCAAAACAAUCGUCCAGAGCCACCCACUCCAGCAGAGGACAGAAUCUUUGAGGAGACUUCUGAUGAUACCAAUUUAGGCGAGGACCAGCAGGCUGCGGAGGGAAAGCCCUUUGUGACGCUGGCCGAUAGACUGAAGCGGGGCUAUGAAGAGGAUCUGGCCGUGGCCCAGCUGACCGCAGGGUACGGCUUCAAGAAGGGUUCGGGGACGGGCAGCGAGGCUGGAGCCGGCCAGCGCCGCCAGGGAGGACGGCGGGGCGCCGCGCAGAGGGGAUCCGGUCGGAGGCCGGCCCCCGUCAGAGGCUACCGAGAGGGACCCGUCCAGGCGGGAGGUCACAGCGGAGGACAGGGCGCCGACAGAGGCUACAGUGGAGCUCAGAAUCCAGUCCAAAGUUAUAACGGACCCCAGGAGCCCCCUGCAAGCUACAAUGGACCAAAGACGACUCCGGAGGGUUAUAAUGAACCUCAGGAACCUAUUGGAGGUUACAAUGGACCCCCACAGCCUUCUGGGGACUAUAAUGGACCCCAGGAACCUGCUGGAAACUAUAAUGAGCCCCAGGAGCCUGCUGGAGGUUACAAUGGACCCCAGGAACCUGCUGGAAACUACAACGGACCCCAGGAACAACUCGGAGGUUAUAACGGACCCCAGGAGCCUGUUGGAAACUACAACGAGCCCCAGGAGCCUGCUGGAGGUUACAACGGACCCCAGGAUCCUGCUGGAGGUUACAAUGGACCCAAGGAGCCUGUCGGAGACUACAACGGACCGCAGGAGCCUGCCGUCGGAUACAAAGGACCCCAGGAACAGCUUGGAGGUUAUAACGAACCCCACGAGCUUGUUAGAGGUAACAACGGACCCCAGGAACAACUCGGAGGUUAUAACGGACCCCAGGAGCCUGCAGGAGGUUACAAUGGACCACAGGAGCCUGUCGGAAACUACAACGGACCUCAGGAGCCUGCUGGAGGUUACAAAGGACCCCACGAACAGCUUGGAGGUUACAAUGGACCACAGGAGCCUGCUGUAGGAUACAACGGACCUCAGGAGCCUGCUGGUAGUUACAACGGACUCCAGGAACAGCUUGGAGGUUAUAACGGACCCCAGGAGACUGCUGGACGUUACAAUGGACCACAGGAGCCUGUUGGAGGUUACAACGGACCCCAGGAACAACCCAGAGGUUAUAACGGACCCCAGGAGACUGCUGGACGUUACAAUGGACCACAGGAGCCUGUUGGAGGAUACAAAGAAUCCCAGGAACAGCUUGGAGGUUACAACGGACCACAGGAGCCUGCUGGAGGUUACAACGGACCCCAGGAACAACUCGGAGGUUACAAUGGACCACAGGAGCCUGUCGGAAACUACAACGGACCUCAGGAGCCUGCAGGAGGUUACAACGGACCCCAGGAGCCUGCUGGAGGUUACACUGGAUCACAGGAGCCUGUAGGAAACUACAACGGGCCCCAGGAGCCUGCUGGAGGUUACAAUGGACCACAGGAGCCUGCUGGAGGUUACAACGGACCCCAGGAACAACCCAGAGGUUAUAACGGACCCCAGGAGCCUGCUGGAGGUUACAAUGAACCUCGGGAGCCUGCUGUAGGAUACAACGGACUCCAGGAACAACUUGGAGGUUAUAACGGACCCCAGGAGACUGUUGGACGUUACAAUGGACCACAGGAGCCUGCUGGAGGAUACAAAGAACCCCAGGAACAGCUUGAAGGUUACAACGGACCACAGGAGCCUGCUGGAGGCUACAACGGACCCCAGGAACAGCUCGGAGGUUACAAUGGACCACAAGAGCCUGUCAGAAACUACAACGGACCUCAGGAGCCUGCAGGUUACAACGGACCACAGGAACAGCUUGGAGGUUACAACGGACCUCAGGAGCCUGCUGGAGGUUACAACGGACCCCAGGAACAACCCAGAGGUUAUAACGGACCCCAGGAGCCUGCUGGAGGUUAUAAUGGGCCCAAGGAGCUUGCUGGAGGUUACAACGGUCCCCAGGAGCCUGCUGGAAGUUAUAACGGACCCCAGGAGCCUGCUGGAGGUUACAACGGUCCCCAGGAGCAGCCUGAAGUUUACGGUCGCGAGCGGAGUCCGUCGGGCGCGCACGGCGGCAAGGCGGCGCCGCAGUACGGGCCGCCGCGGCCGUACCAGUUCCAGUACGGCGUGCAGGCCGGUCCGUACGGCGGCGCCAUGUUCUCGCGCACCGAGAGCAGCGACGGCAGUACGACACGCGGCAGCUACUCGGUGCUGCUGCCGGACGGCCGCACCCAGCAGGUGCACUACGACGCCGACCACCGCGGCUACGGCGGAUACAAGGCGCGCAUCACCUACACGGACGCGCAGAAGGCGUCACAGAAGGGGUACGGCGCCCCACAGCAGCAGCAUCAGCAGCAGCAGGGAUACCAGUAGACAAACAACGUCGUGGUCGCAAAGGAGACGAAGUCAGGUGAUAAUGAUGUAAGCGUAAUAAGUAAUAAGUGGAGGUUGUGAGCGCCACAAGCCAUUGUCGUUGAUGAGCUAAGAAGAUCGUUACUGUCGCAUCAAACUAGAUGUAUUUCGAAGUCUUUCACUCAGUGUUGUCAUAUGAGCUCAGAAACUAAUGCUAGUUGUUAUGAAAUGUUCAUGAACGUGUUGGCGCAUGUGUAUUUCUACGGAAACCGUGUAUAUUUACUGGCUUGUUAAUAAACAGCAAUAUGCAUUUCUAA